Messenger RNA from Penicillium manginii, 471 nucleotides. RefSeq lists its product as uncharacterized. The transcript is spliced from 3 exons. The coding region runs from base 1 to 471 and encodes 156 amino acids. Lineage: Eukaryota; Fungi; Ascomycota; Eurotiomycetes; Eurotiales; Aspergillaceae. The record is from RefSeq and is a predicted model, not a curated record.
AUGCAAAUCUUCAAGACUGAGUCCCAGGCGGGGUGGUUCGCAAGAUUCCCGAAGUUCAAUCACAAUCCGGACGCCAAGGUCAGCGACGAGUUCAAGCGCCUUGGAGAGCAGCGAGGUUGGAAGCCCAGCUCUCGUACCUGGAAAAAGAACUGGCGUGAAUGCUGGAACUACGAAUAUGAUCGUCUCAUCGGCCACCGGGCCACUAGCCUCGCUACAUGGCAGCAGAUGUGCGCCAAGUUGGGCUUGGAUAAUACCAUGCCCUCCAUCAGGAAGUGCAAAAAGGCUUUGUCGAGGGUCUUCGUCAACAUAAUCGAUCUCCUCGAAUGCUGGGACAAGGAGGAGCAGCCUCGCCUUUUCAGCAGCCAGAAGGAGCUGUCCAAGUACGCGAAGAAGGGUAAGGGUAAGACUUUCGGCCGCGAGAUCGCCAAGCAAGACAAGGUCCUCCGUGUCCUGCUCAAGAAGCUCUAUUGA